AUGUCUACCCACAACCAUACUCGCUCUGAUGUGAUGACCUUCCUCCUACCCAGCCUCCCAGGGCCAGGGGGCCCAGGACUCCUCACCAUCCUUGGUUUGACCUAUAGCACCACCUUUCUUGGAAAUGGUCUGAUCCUUCUUACCAUCUGUGCCAACACCUACCUGCACCAACCUCAGUUCUUGCUCCUGGCUCUGUUGGCCACUACAGACCUGGGUCUUGCCCUUUCUAUGCUACCCACCAUCCUGGAUGCUCUGUGGCUCCCAGUCCCUACUAUCUCUAGGGAUGUAUGCCUCCUCCAAAUGUGCUGCCUUUAUGCUGUCUUUAGUGGGCAGUCCUCCGUGCUGCUGGCCAUGGCCUUGGACCGUUGGUUAGCUGUGUGUCAUCCUCUCUACUACUUGGCCUUCUUUACCCCCAGCCGCCUUGCCUGGACCAGUCUGGCUUUCAUCCUCCGGGCCACCAUCCCGCUGCUGCCCACUCCUUUCUUGAUAUCCUCCUGCAGUGCUCAUAGUCUCUCCUUCCCUUUCUGCUUCCCAACAGAAGUGCUACAUUUUUCCUGUGGAGGGCUCGGCUGGACCUACGCAGCUGCGUCUAUGCUCGCCACAGCCAGUAUGGAUAUAGUCCUCAUUACCAUCUCCUAUUGUCUGGUCUUUUGGCAAGUGAUGAAGAGGAUAUCUCCUGUCGGGCAGCACAAAGCCCUAAAAACGUUCACUGCUCACCUCUGUGCCCUCCUUGCCUUUUAUGCACCACUUUUUACUUCAGCCCUAUUCCCUGACUCGCUUCUAGGAAGCCUUGCCUCUCUUGGCCUUCUUGCAUCCCCUGCUCUCCAUCCCCUUGUCUAUGGUAUACAGUCUAAUCAGCUCCGUUGUGGGCUGCUUGGUGUUCUUGGUUGCCCCUCAACUUCAAGGGUUGCCCCCAGCCCAAAGGGGCCACAUCCCUAG
This is a messenger RNA of Vombatus ursinus (common wombat), 939 nucleotides long. Its product is annotated as olfactory receptor 51L1-like. Lineage: Eukaryota; Metazoa; Chordata; Mammalia; Diprotodontia; Vombatidae. Bases 1 to 939 code for a protein of 312 amino acids. Gene Ontology annotation, molecular function: G protein-coupled receptor activity; olfactory receptor activity. The record is from RefSeq and is a predicted model, not a curated record. The transcript has a single exon. Gene Ontology annotation, biological process: G protein-coupled receptor signaling pathway. Gene Ontology annotation, cellular component: membrane.